Molecule: messenger RNA, 2304 nt
Organism: Cyphellophora attinorum
Lineage: Eukaryota; Fungi; Ascomycota; Eurotiomycetes; Chaetothyriales; Cyphellophoraceae
Product: Serine-type carboxypeptidase F
Exons: 11
Coding region: 1-2304 (767 amino acids)
Biological process (GO): proteolysis
Molecular function (GO): serine-type carboxypeptidase activity
Source: RefSeq, a predicted model, not a curated record
AUGAGGACUGUAACAACAUUAACUUCGAUACCCUUCCUCUUUGCAUCAUUGACGUCCGCGUCUCUGGGCAACGUGAACUGCGGGCACAUCAGGAUCGACAAGAGGACGUACGACCUGAGCAAACUUGAUGCGCCACACACCGUGUGGGUGCUAGACAAGGACAGUCCUCCUGCAAUAUACAACACAACAUGGAGCGUGAACAUUUGCUCGGCCUUGAAAGUGGACAGCGACCACAAGGACGAGCAGUGUAAACCGGGCACCAACAUCUGCGGCGUCAAGCGAUCGUGGAACCCGAAUGACGAUGCGGAGAAGAAGCACGUCGAGAUCGAGAACGUGAUCUCACUAGCCGGUCAGUGGGCGGAUUCGACACAUUCUUGGGAUCACGAGUGGUCUACACUAGAGACCACCGACGAUCAUCCUGGUGGACUUGAGUUUAAGGUGAAUGGUGGCACAUACGCUAAGCGAAAGCAACGAGCCUUUAUCGAUUUCCAGUGCGCGCGGCCACUCGACGACAAGGGAAAAUCAGGGCAAAAGCGCGAUGAAAACGACGAAUCUGACCAAAGCCCGCCCGAGCACAGUGAGGGAGACCUACAAUUUGUCAGUUACGAGAGGGAAAUGGACAAGAAGACGGAGUACGACACAUUGAGACUGCGUUGGAAGACACCAUCUGCCUGUGCGGACUAUGCGGAUUCUCACGGCAGUGGCAGCAGCGGCUGGGGCUUUUUCACCUGGCUGGUCUUGAUUUUGUUUUUGGGCACCGCCGCGUAUCUCAUCUUUGGCAGCUGGCUAAACUACAACAGGUACGGCGCAAGAGGCUGGGAUCUGUUACCACAUGGCGACACCAUUCGUGAUGUUCCUUUCCUGGUCAAGGACUGGGGCAAGAAAGUCAUAGACACUGUGUCAGCCUACUUUGUGGAAAGCAUGCCUGACGUUCCAGAUGAGCUCUUGACUGAGAUGUAUGCCGGGUUGAUACCUAUUGACAUGAGCAAUGCAUCUCGAGCUCUCUAUUUCGUCUUCCAGCCUACCAUCGGCGAACCUGUGGACGAGGUCACGAUCUGGUUGAACGGUGGGCCAGGUUGUUCAUCGCUAGAAGGGUUUCUCCAGGAGACUGGCUACAUACAAUGGACCUGGGGACAAUACUCGCCCGUUGCCAACCCGUACUCUUUCGUUAAUCUUACGAACGUGCUAUGGGUCGAACAGCCUGUGGGAACGGGCUUCUCAAAAGGCGAUGUGACUGCGACCAGCGAAGAGGACAUUGCUGCAGACUUUGUCGACUUCUUCCAAAACUUCCAGACACUAUUCGGUAUCAAGAACUUCAAGAUAUACGUUACAGGAGAGUCCUACGCCGGCCGAUAUGUGCCAUACAUUGCGAAUGCCAUGUUAGACAAACAGAACGAGACGUACUUCAACGUCAGUGGCAUUCUUGUAUACGACCCCUGUAUUGGAAGCUACACGUACACCAACAACGCUUUCAUCAACAAAUUCGUCCACGACAACAACAAUGUGCUCGGUUUCAACGACUCGUUCAUUUCCACGCUAGAUGAGAAGCACGAGUCUUGUGGAUAUGCGGAGUUCAUUGAGGACUACCUCGUUUUCCCUCCGAAUGGCACUCAGCCCGAGAAGUAUUUCAACACUACUGCAGACCCAGAUUGUGAUACAUGGGACCUCGUUUACUAUACCGCCUUUGCGACGAACCCAUGUUUCAACGUAUACGAGAUCGGACUUCAGUGCCCGCUGCUGAGCGAUCCCUUGGGCUAUCCAACUGACUUGCAAUAUUCCUAUCCUGGACUUCCAGUCUACUUCAACCGUACGGAUGUCAAGGAAGCCAUGCAUGCGCCCAUGGAUGUCGACUGGUCCGAAUGCGCCGGUCCAGUCUUCCUUGGCGAAGGCGGCCCCGAGGACGAAGGCGACCUAUCACCCGAUCCCAUUCAACGUGUCCUCCCCCGAGUCAUCGAAGCCACGAACCGAGUGCUAGUUGCCAAUGGGGCUCUCGACAUGGACAUCCUCACAAACGGCACUCUUUCCUCGAUUCAGAACAUGACAUGGAAUGGUCAACUGGGCUUCUCGGCAGCGCCCAGCAAGUACAUCAACAUCACCCUUCCGGACCUCGUCUACGGCAGUCUUUUCCUGGACCAGUAUGGGGCGUCUUACGAUGAACCGCAAGGUAUAAUGGGCGUCCAGCACUACGAGAGGGGGCUGAUGUUCGCUGAGACGUAUCUGAGUGGCCAUAUGGAACCUCAGUUUCAGCCUCGCGUCACUUACAGGCAUUUGCAGUGGGUGCUUGGUAGGAUCGAUGAGCUGUGA